This is a messenger RNA of Lecanosticta acicola, 732 nucleotides long. NCBI's taxonomy places the organism in Eukaryota, Fungi, Ascomycota, Dothideomycetes, Mycosphaerellales, Mycosphaerellaceae. The record is from the annotation of a GenBank genome assembly.
AUGGGAAACGCAAACAGCCAGAUGCUUGACAGCAUCGUGAGUGGCUCCAACUGUACGAACGCUCACAGCCAUUACUGCGCGCCUGGAACCUUCCAGACGAGCGCCUGGCUCUGACCACGUGCUGACCACAUGUUUCUACAGUUGACCGCGAUGAAGUCGAUCGCUUGCGCAAGCGCUUCAUGAAACUCGACAAAGUAUGCACUAUCCUUCUGGAGCCAUUUGGGGGACAAUUGUUCUAACAAAACCCUCGCAGGACAACUCCGGCACAAUCGAGCGGGAUGAGUUCCUCUCCCUUCCACAGGUCUCCUCAAAUCCCCUCGCAACACGCAUGAUCGCUAUCUUCGACGAGGAUGGCGGCGGGGACGUUGACUUCCAAGAAUUCGUCUCUGGCCUCAGCGCUUUCAGCUCCAAGGGAAAUAAGGAGGAGAAGCUGCGAUUCGCAUUCAAGGUCUACGAUAUCGACCGGGACGGAUACAUCAGCAAUGGCGAACUCUUCAUUGUGCUCAAGAUGAUGGUGGGAAGCAAUCUGAAGGACCAACAGCUACAGCAGAUUGUGGAUAAGACGAUCAUGGAAGCUGAUCUGGACCACGACGGGAAGAUCAGUUUUGAGGAGUUCACGAAGAUGGUGGAGAACACUGAUGUUUCGAUGAGUAUGACUUUGGGUGAGUUCGGUCACGCACGUCUUAUUGGCCUAUGUGGAUAUGAGGCUGACGUGUCCCAGACCAAUUCUAG